UCUCUCUUGGGCUGCUGGCAAUACUAGUCUAGUCGCAUUCUACGAAAGAUCUUUGAAAUUGGAUCACAUACCCGUACAUCACCACUAGCUACCUUAAUUUAUUCAAAGGUGAGCCAUGUCGUCGGUUCCCUCCAGCACAGACUCUGUGGGCCCCGUGCCCUCCGUCUGCCCCCAUGCAGCCAAACUCUGCAACGCACAGGCCAACGGAGUGGCCACCAUUUUGAAUGGGGGGUCCAAGGUCAACGGAGAAGCCAUGUUGAACGGCCACAAGUUCUCCGUGAAUGGAUCGGCUCAAGUGAACGGGGACAGUGCUGGCCAUAAGGCCCAGAACGGGUCGGUCCAUGUGAACGAGGACGAGGAAGAGAACGACCUGGAGAAGGCAGCCGCAGGCGUGGAGGAGAGGCAUUGGAUCCGUCCUGACUUGCCCAGCAAAUGCACCUGGAAACUGGGCGGGUCUUCCACCGAGUCCCCUCACUGCCACUCUGCACUGACUGAAACCCCCAGUAUUCUACCCAACAUCCUCGGGAAGAUCGGAGACACACCUCUGGUCCGCAUGAACAAGAUCCCCAAAGCCUUCGGCCUUAAGUGUGAACUUUUGGCCAAGUGUGAGUUCUUCAACGCAGGGGGCAGUGUGAAGGACCGUAUCAGUCUAAGGAUGGUGGAGGAUGCAGAGAGAGCUGGGAUCCUCAAACCAGGAGACACCAUCAUCGAGCCCACCUCUGGCAACACAGGUAUUGGUCUGGCCCUGGCUUCUGCAGUUAAAGGCUAUCGCUGCAUCAUCGUCAUGCCUGAGAAGAUGAGCAUGGAGAAGGUGGAUGUGCUGAGAGCCUUGGGGGCGGAGAUCGUGCGUACCCCCACCACCGCACGCUUUGAUUCACCGGAAUCCCACGUGGGCGUGGCCUGGCGUCUGAAGAACGAGAUUCCCAACUCUCACAUCCUGGACCAGUACCGUAACCCUAGCAACCCCCUGGCCCACUACGACACCACUGCAGAGGAGAUCCUGGAGCAGUGCGAUGGUAAGGUGGACAUGUUGGUGGCAGGAGCUGGCACAGGUGGCACCAUCACUGGCAUCGCCCGCAAGCUGAAGGAGAGAUGCCCCAACAUCAAGAUCGUGGGUGUGGACCCUAAGGGUUCUAUCCUGGCUGAGCCAGAGGAGCUGAACAAGACAGAUAAGACCCAGUAUGAGGUGGAGGGCAUCGGAUACGACUUCAUCCCCACCGUACUGGACAGAUCUGUAAUUGACAUGUGGUAUAAGUCCAAUGACGAGGAGUCCUUUGCCAUGUCACGCAUGCUGAUCAGGGAGGAGGGGCUUCUCUGCGGAGGUAGUUCAGGCACAGCCAUGGCUGCAGCAGUUAGAAUGGCCACAGAGCUGAAGGAGGGACAACGCUGUGUUGUCAUCCUGCCUGACUCCAUCCGCAACUACAUGUCUAAGUUCCUGAGUGACAACUGGAUGUGUGAUAAGGGCUUCCUAACCCCAGAAGACCUGAUGAUGUCCAAACCCUGGUGGUGGAACCUGAGUCUGCAGGCUCUGAACCUAUGUGCCCCCCUCACUGUGCUGCCCUCAAUCAACAUCAAGAGGACCAUCAAGAUCCUCAAGGAGAAGGCCUUCGACCAGGCACCCGUCGUUGACGAGUCCGGCAUGAUCCUAGGUAUGGUUACCCUGGGCAAUAUGUUGUCUUCAGUACUAGCUGGGAAGGUUAAGGCCUCUGACCCUGUCGCCAAGGUGCUUUACAAACAAUUCAAACAGGUGCGACUAACAGAUAACCUGGGAAAGCUAUCCCGUAUCCUGGACACAGAUCACUUUGCCCUGGUGGUGCAUGAGCAGAUCCAAUACAUGGAGGAUGGCUCACCCUGUCUUAGACAGAUGGUAUUCGGGGUGGUAACGGCCAUUGACAUGCUUAAUUACAUCACCACGCGCGAGAGGCGGGGAAGCGCACGAGAGCGCACGCUGUCAGAGUGCUCAAUGACGUCAGAGUGCUCACUGACCGACUAGCUGUCACCACUUCCUGUUUCCUGUGGAGAGUAGGAAGUGACCGCCCGCUUGACACCCUCUGAGUAACGACAAUGACAAUGAAGAAGAUUAUGAAGAUGUAGACUUUUAGGAGUGGCGGGGGUUGUGGUUUAGUCUUAAAAGAAGUGUAUAGUCAUUUCCUCCCUUUUUGGCUACAUCGGUUUUGUUAUUUGUCUGUGAUGACAAUAAUUAUUCAUUGUAGCCUAUACUGCGAUUGAAGCAACUUAGCUGGUUUCAGAUACAUAGUUUUCCGCUAACUUUAAGGUAUAGAAAUUACAUGUAACAAACAGUGUGCAACUCGAGACACUUCCAUCUGUCUUGCCUCUUCAUUAUUGAAAGUAACUUUUACUUUAAGAUCUACAUAUAAAUAGUGUUCCUCUGACUUUAUUUUAUUGCCGAUAUCAAUAUCAUCGCUAGACUAACAACUCAGUAAAUUUGAAUCUUUCAGCUAAAUAGUCAUCAUAUAGCUACCAUUUUGUAUUGCAUUAAGAUUUGUAUGUAACUGAUAUGCAAAUGUGACAUUCAUCUUUAAGACUUUAAAGCACAUCAUAGAUUCUUAAUUACUUAUUUGAUACCAACGAAGUUACAUCGCCAUGUAGUGGCAGCUAAAGACAUGGCAUGUACCAAAAAAUGGUUAUUUGUGUUGUUCAAUCUGAAAUGGAUACCAAGACAACAUUCACUGACAACAUUCAAAGAGAUAGGAUGUCAGUGAAGGGUACCUGUCUUUUGUUUGAAGGGGUUGGAAAGUAAGCAAGGUCACAGGGUAGGUCAGGUUAAGGAUAGGCGAGUUUGGCACACAAUCAAACUGCAACCCAAACAGUAUGCCUUGUGUUGGGUAAUUUUUUUAUUGUAUUGAAUAAGGCUGUAUUGAAUAGUUUGUUGGUUGAGAGUAUUUAAAGCAGAGAGGCCCCUCACAGUGCAGGUGUUUUAUACAGGCCUGUCUGUCUGGGACAGUUUGUUUAAGCCAAGGGUUGGGUUGUUUGAACUUUUUACAAUUUUUCUGUACUUUUUGACUUUAUGUACAAUCAUUAAUGUGUAAUGUUAUGUAUGACCAUGGACCCAGAGCUGUUAUGAUCUAUUCACUUUAGCAGGGAUGUAUUUGUAUGUAAAUAUGUCUUUAGUGUUCUUAAGUAUGAAAAAUGUAUGCACUCACUAACUGUAAGUCGCUCUGGAUAAGAGCGUCUGCUAAAUGACUAAAAUGUAAAUGUAAACGUUAAGACAGAUGCUGCAGUAUUUGCGUGAGGUGAUGUGGCUAUGGUUAUGGAGGUGAUAUUUGAACUACAUUCCUGUCUCUGUAUUUCCACCCUGGCUCUGGGUCCAGCUGUUCAUUUAAUAUUUAUCUUGAUUUUUCUAUUCAGGUUCUUUUGUGAUGUAAUUAUAUUCUCACUAGCUUCCAAUAAAGGCUUGUUAUUUUUCUCUUGAA
Messenger RNA from Coregonus clupeaformis (lake whitefish), 3434 nucleotides. RefSeq names its product cystathionine beta-synthase. Lineage: Eukaryota; Metazoa; Chordata; Actinopteri; Salmoniformes; Salmonidae. Gene Ontology annotation, molecular function: cystathionine beta-synthase activity; cysteine synthase activity. The transcript is spliced from 14 exons. The coding region runs from base 116 to 1993 and encodes 625 amino acids. The record is from RefSeq and is a predicted model, not a curated record. Gene Ontology annotation, cellular component: cytoplasm.